CAACGCUGCAAUGUACGUGACAAGUGUAUGUCUAUCCCGGAGUAACGACGAGGUCGUUUAGUGCGUCAGGUCAGAGUUACAGCAUCAACAUUGAGGAAACUAAAAAUGUAAAACAGGAUAAUGAUUUCUUUGAAAUAAUGAUACAUCAAUGUAGAGUGGAGAAGAGUGAUACAAAAGUUGAUGAUAUACUAAUAAUGAAGACUGAACAUGCAAUAGCUAAAGUUGCUGUAGAGGAACCAAGUAUCAAGAGCAUCAAACGUGAACACUGGGAUCGGGUUAAUCAGGUCAAAACAGAGAGUGAAUUAGUAGUUGUUAAAUCCGAAAAACCAAAUACAGAGGUAUCUGUAGACAUGAAGUUCGAAGACACGUUAACACUGAAAGACAUCAAAUCUGCAUAUGAUGAAUAUGACGUAUCUGAUUUAACAUGGCAUAGAAUAAAAAAUGAACAAAUGUUAGACCUGGAGAUUGAAGGUCACCUGACAGUAGAUACUGUUCAUCAGAUGAAAAUGGAGUUCCAGGAGUCUGAAAAACUGGAAGAGAAAACACCUUUGAGCAGCACACAUUUUGAAAAUACGGACGCACUUGGACUGCAUGAAGAAUUUGACAUCAAAGUUGAGAGUGACCAAAAUGAGGGACAUGAUUCGGCGACUAAUAGUGCACAAAGAAAGAAUAUGUGGAAACGCGAACAGACAUAUUCACAGAUCGAAGAAAAAAAGUUAUUUAGCUGUAUUUGUAACUAUACCAAUCAUUCUAAAAAUGGAUUAAUUCUCCAUAUCAAGAACAAUUGUCAUUUAGGAUCAAAUUUGAAAAAAUCACCAUUUGUUUCCAGGAAGCUGUCCACACGGAAUGAAUAUGUUUGUGUCAACUGUAAAGAGGUGUUCAAACUCAAAGCGUCACUAUAUAGUCAUAUGGCUAGAAACCAUGCCGAAUGUAUUGCAUCAAAAUCAUCUACAAUACAUGAAUGUAUGUUCUGUGAUUUCAAAACCGUCCAUAAAAGUCAUUUAACCGGACAUCUGUCAAAACACACUAAACCAUCUGACACACACAUAUGCAAAUGCUGUAGUAUUUCAUUUAAAACAAAGGUAUUGCUCUAUGACCAUACUCUAAAGAAACAUCCCAUCUUUAACGGCAUUGUUUCUAGUGAGAUAUAUGAAUGUAUGUAUUGUUCAUUCAAAACAACUGAUAGGAGUACUUUCAUAAGGCACAUGGCAAAACAUAAUACUCAAAAUCCUUUUGAGUGUACAAACUGUUAUGCGUCAUUUAAAAGUAAGGUACGUUUAGAUGACCACAUUUUGGAGAAACAUGCCAAGUUUACCGCUUCUGUGUCCCAUAAAAUACAGGAAUGUACACAAUGUGAAUAUAAAACUACAUUCGCAUACUCCUUAGCUAAGCAUAUCGCGAAGCAUACUGGAGCUAAGCCCACGUGUACAAGGUGUGAUGCGUCAUUUAUAAAGAAAGUAUCAUUCGAGAAUCACAUUUUACAGAAGCAUCCUGAGAUUACUGAUUCUGUAUCUAGUAAGAUAUAUGAAUGCACACAUUGUGAAUAUAGAACUACAGGAGCUCGGUAUUUAGCUGUUCAUAUCAUGAAACAUACUGGGGAUAAAUUCACUUGUACAAAGUGUGAUGCGUCAUUUACAAGCAAAGAGUGGUUAGACAACCAUAUUUUACAGAAACAUCCUGAGUUUACAGCUUCUGUGUCUCGUAAGAUACACGAAUGUACGCAAUGUGAAUAUAAAACUGCAUUCGCAUACGACUUAGCUAGGCAUAUCACGAAGCAUACUGGAGCUAAGAAUAUGUGUACAAAGUGUGAUGCGUCAUUUACUAGCAAACAAUGGUUAGACAACCAUAUUUUACAGAAACAUCCUGAGUUUACGGCUUCUGUGUCUCGUAAGAUAUAUGAAUGUACAGAUUGCGAAUAUAAAUCUCUACACAAGCAGCAAUUAACGAUGCAUAUGGUGAAACAUACUGGAGCUAAACUUACGUGUACAAAGUGUGAUGCGUCAUUUAUAAGCAAUCAAUCAUUAGACAACCACGUUCUACACAAACAUCCUGAGUUUGCUGAUUCUGUGUCUUGUAAAAUACAUAAAUGUACGCAUUGUGAAUUUAAAACCACACACUCUGGGAAUUUAGCUAGUCAUAUAAAGAAACAUACUGGAACUAAGCUCACGUGUACAAAGUGUGAUGCAUCAUUCACGUUUAAACGAACACUAGAUAACCACAUUUUGCAGAAUCAUUCGGAGUUUACUGAUUCUGUAUCCUUUAAGGUUCAUGAAUGUACAUAUUGCGAAUAUAAAACUACACAUGCUCAGAAUUUAGAUAGGCAUAUCAUAAAACAUACUGGAGCUAAGAUCACGUGUACAAAGUGUGAUGCAUCAUUUACGUUUAAACGGUCAUUAGACAACCACAUUUUACGGACGCAUUCCGAGUUGGCUGGUUCUGUAUCCUUUAAGAUUCAUAAAUGCACACAUUGCGAAUAUAAAACAACAUUCAGGCAACACUUAGCUAAACACGUAACAAAACAUACGAGGUCUGUAAAUUAAGUGAUAUAACUGAUUUUUAAUUUCUUUUUAUUCAAAUAUAAAUACAAUUUUAUAUUCUAACUUCCUUCUAUAGCCACAGACUGUUGGAAACCGUUCUUCCACCCCUCAUAGCAGUGCUGGAACUCCGAUACUGGAAUAGCCUUCAACUGGUCGGUUACAGCCGUUUAAAUGUUUUCGACUGUCACAAAACGAGUUCCCUUGAGGUGAUUUUUCAACUUCGGGGAGAGAAAAAAGUCACAAAGACUCAAGUCAAUCAAAUAACGAGGGUAAGGAGCCACAGGAAUGUUUUUACUGGCCAGAAACUCGUUUAUUGACAUUGCUGUGUGACAAGGAGCAUUAUCGUGAUGCAAUACCCAGUUGUUCUGAAUCUUGAUGUGAGUCAAAUUUAACUCAUCUGAGAAUUCAGACAGUCAACCGACGAUUUGAACGUACAAGAUCCCGGAUCUGUAGAUAUUUUCAUCGGUUCUUCUGCUUCGUGGUUCAUGUUCAAUCGACUCUCUCCCUUCUGCAAAUGCCUUAAACCACUGAUAAUCAGACCCCAUAGCCUUGACACAGGACCUUGUUUGUAGCUUUCCGCAGUUGGACCCUGUGGUUCCUUCUAUCUGAGAUUGUAGCCUUGCCAGGCCUUCUCUGUGACAGCAGAUGCAUUGGGCUUUCCUCAUGCUCUCUGUUCAAAUGGCAUGCGGCGUCUCCUGCCAGACCCCAAGAGCCUAUAUCGAUUUAGACGACAGUGUCCUGCCAGAAGACCCACUAUGGCCUUCCUAAGUCCGAGUGGGUCAUCUGUAAAUGCGGGCUUUUGUUCUGUGCCCAAGUCUGAAGCAAAACCUGAUAGCACACCGUUGCUCGAAAUUGAUGUAACUCAUUUUUAGAUCACAAUAGAAAAAACUGAUUCACAAAAAAAACUCGCUACAGACAACCGAAUGAGUCGAGCGAGUUCAAACUUGUACUGAAGGCGGAUCACAUGUUCCACUGUUUCCCCUCCAGUGUUGCCAGAUCGAACGCUGCGUUGCCAGUCUUAUCGCUUAGCAUACAGAUCUCGUUUAGUCGUAGUCAGUGUUUCUUUUGUGGUGAACUUGUACUUUUGCAGGCACAAUUAAUUUUUAUAUAUGAAACAUAUUGCUUGUGUAUGAUUUUUUAGUCUGCCCAGGAAGUCUUCAAGUUAUUUUGCAAUGUAUUUCUAGAUGUAUUUCCACUUGUUUAUGUAGGUAAUAUGUGGCGGGAUAUUCUUUGUUUACUUACUGUGUCCUUUUCUGCUAUAUUUCUAGGUCUAUUUAAUAAAAUUCUUAUAAUUUUUAAUGAGUAUUACUUUUAUUAGAGGUAUCUGACUAUAUGCAUUUAAUGUUUUAAGACAUCAGUAGCGGGGUGGGGUGAAGUGGCCAAACAGCUUGUGAGACUGCAUGCCCAUGGUUGAAGGUUAAUUUUAUCGUUUCAUAGUUAGCCGAAGAACGGUUCAUGUAUGCAUUCAAUGAAAAUGAACCAGAUUGCAUAGAAUGCUUUGUGUGCAAAGUCACUAGAUGGUUGAGAAGCUGAAAAUAAUUCAUGGAACAUUCAUUUAAAACAGAGAGAUUGUCCAUUUGCAACACUGCAGAAAUCUAUUGAAGCUAACUGUACAGGAAUUUAUUGAAGCUCAAAAAGAAUGCAUCCAGAAAGUCUUGAACUUGGAGAGCAAUAUAAGGGAAAACCAAAUUUGUCUAACCGCUUGAGUUCAAUGAGUACGAGAGAGAAGUGUGUGUAGAGACAUAAGUUAGAAAGAGAUAGAAGCCGGAUGGAAGCUUACCGCGACGGUGGCAAGCAACGCCGACGCGACAACCUGCCGCGUUGCCAAUAUAUUACAUCAGUUCCUUGAAUGAAGAUGCAUGUUGAAAAUAUGUCAGUUUGUUCUUCUCUACCAAAUGAUGGUUUUAUUUUGAGCAUAGUCAUUUUUGAAUUGUGAAGAAUCUGUUUAAGAUCGAUUACGGAUCGGUCCUAACCGCGAUCCAUUUUAGGUCGAAAUGAAAGCUCAUGAUCGCCACAAAUUCAGUAACAUUGAAUGAUUGGUUCCCCUGACAGUACCGCAUUUCGUACAUUCCAAGGCAAGGUGUCCAUAGUCGAGCGAUUUUGGUCAGUACACAUCUAGCGCUCGUAGGGGAGUGUCGUCCUGUUUCGAAAUGGUUUUAACCUGCUUACAGGCAGGCAGUGAUAAUUUGUAUUGCUCGCUGACGCAAAAUGUAACAAGUCAGGAUGUGUUGAUUUUAUCACCACCAGUGGAAAUCACAUAAUUCUAAAAUAAAAGACUAAGCCGCAUCAAAAUUGAAAUAAAUAAAUAUCAAAAUAAAAACAAAAUAUUAAAUGUUCGAACGUACCUUCUUCUUGGGUUUGACAGUAACCUAAUCUAUUGUAGAAGCCUGUGCGAACAUUUUCUGGUGUAACAUGUUGGCAACGCGGCAGAUUGCACGACCUUCUGCGUCACUGUCGCCAGUCAAUGUGGUGAUGACUUUCGCUCUUCAGCCGGCUUCUAUAUCUUUCUAACAUGUGUUAAUACACACUUAUCGCUCUUCUCUCUCGUACACAUUGAACCCAAGCCUUCUGACAAUUUUGGUUUUUCCUGUAUAUAAGAAAUUACCACCAAAACUUUAAUAAUUUAGAAAAUGUAUUUACCUCAAAAUGAUUUAUUUCCAAUCCUGAUUCAUACUAUUUUUUUUUAUUUUUUAGUUAUAGCAUUUUGAUACAAUUGCCCUAGGUAAUACAGAUAUUUUAUUAAAAAAAUGUAGGAUGUUCAUGAUUUUAUUGAUGCCUUGCCAUGUUUUUGUAACUGUCUGUGACAUCAUCUACAAAAUUGUAAAUUAUAGAAGAUGGAUUCUUACUUUGUUGGUAUGACUUUUUCUAAUAUACAUAUAUUUGACCAAGUGUAAAGUUUGUAGGUAUACUGAAUAGUUUGGACCUUUUUGACGACUUGCCUCAUUUUUCCCAGGCUGGGUCAGUUAAACAUUUCAAAACGAGGAAAUUGUACUUUAGGUACACGUGCCUAAUUCAAUCAACAAUCAAAUCAAAUUAGCUGCAAAAUUAUUUAUUUCAUGAUGAAAAAAUUACAAAAGAAUUUUUCAGUUGGAUAUGCAACAAAAUGAGUAAGGUAGAGAGAGAAAUAAAAUGCAACUCUAAAAGUGAC
Acanthoscelides obtectus is the source of this 5685-nucleotide messenger RNA. The record is from the annotation of a GenBank genome assembly. NCBI's taxonomy places the organism in Eukaryota, Metazoa, Arthropoda, Insecta, Coleoptera, Chrysomelidae.